Messenger RNA from Cynocephalus volans (Philippine flying lemur), 3143 nucleotides. It is a transcript of the gene PSMG1, whose product is annotated as proteasome assembly chaperone 1. Gene Ontology annotation, cellular component: endoplasmic reticulum. Gene Ontology annotation, molecular function: proteasome binding. Bases 39 to 905 code for a protein of 288 amino acids. Lineage: Eukaryota; Metazoa; Chordata; Mammalia; Dermoptera; Cynocephalidae. The record is from RefSeq and is a predicted model, not a curated record. The transcript has 8 exons. Gene Ontology annotation, biological process: proteasome core complex assembly.
CGCCAUGCGGCAGUUGUGGCCGGCUGGCCCGGGAGACCAUGGCAGCCACCUUCUUCGGGGAGGUGGUUAAAGCACCGUGUCGAGCCGGGACGGAGGACGAGGAGGAGGAAGAGGAGGAGAGGACGGAGACGCCUGAAGACAGGGAGGUCCGGCGGCAGCUGGCGCGGAAGAGGGAGGUGCGGCUCCUUCAACGACAGACAAAAACAUCUUUGGAAGUCUCUCUGCUAGAAAAAUAUCCUUGCUCCAAGUUCAUAAUUGCUAUAGGAAAUAAUGCAGUAGCAUUUUUGUCAUCAUUUGUUAUGAAUUCAGGAGUCUGGGAAGAGGUUGGUUGUGCUAAACUCUGGAAUGAAUGGUGCAGAACAACGGACACUAUACAUCUGUCCCCCACAGAGGCUUUUUGUGUGUUUUAUCAUCUAAAAUCAAAUCCCUCAGUUUUUCUUUGUCAGUGCAGUUGCUACAUUGCUGAAGAUCAGCAGUAUCAGUGGCUGGAAAAGGUUUUUGGCUCUUGUCCAAGGAAGAACAUGCAGAUAACUAUUCUCACGUGUCGACAUGUUACUGACUAUAAAACCUCAGAAUCUACUGGCAGCCUUCCUUCUCCUUUCCUGAAAGCCCUAAAAACACAGAAUUUCAAAGACCCUGUAUGUUGUUCACUGCUGGAGCAACCUAAUAUUGCACACGAUCUUCCUGCAGCAGUUCUGAGUUACUGUCAAGUGUGGAAAAUCCCUGCAAUUCUGUAUUUGUGUUACACAGAUGUGAUGAAAUUAGACCUAAUUACAGUUGAAGCUUUUAAGCCUAUACUUUCUUCCAGAAGUUUGAAAGGUUUAGUUAAGAAUAUUUCCCAAAGCACAGAGAUGCUGAAGAAAUUGAUGACAACAAAUGAGAUUCAGAGUAACAUUUAUACGUGAUCCCAGGGAUUGUUUUGUAAUAUAUCUCCAACCUUCUUUCAGACCUGCUACUCCUUGGAGCUACUGUCCUGUCCCUGGUCCUCCCUCCUCUGGCAGUCCUGGAAGAAUAGUUUGUGAUGCCGCGCUACCUCACCUGUCUCACUAGGGUCCAGCUCCUCCUAAAUAUCUGAUUGCUGCUUCUCAGAUUAGCCCCAUCGUAGAGCCAGGUCUUGGGUAAGCAGUGGGCUUAUUUUAUCACCCCCGACCUCUCCACCCACAGCGGGCUUCUCAUCAGCCUCAGCGCCUCCAUCCGAUCCUUCAUUUGGGCUCCUGGCCAUCAAGAUCUGACUUACCUUUCCCACCUUAACCUCCUUUGCAGUCCCUUGCUUCAGAACUCAGCUAUGUGCUGCCUUUUCCAAAAGCCACCAGCCUCUCAGCCUCAAGCACUGUGUUCUGCCUCAAGAUUUCCACAAGUCCUUACAUCACAUGUGCAUAUCCACCUAGAAACUGAACAAUCUGUGUAGACGCUGGUGAUGUCUACACAGACUGACUCUUGAGGGAAAGGGUGGUGCUCUGUCAGGAUUUUGGAGACCCCAUUGGGCAGGAGCAAAGAUGUCCGUAAAAGUCAUAGGAUCAAAACAGCCCUAGAGACUUUGCCUUGAACAUGAACCCAAGCAAAGGUAAGGAUUCUCUGCAGUGCAGAGUCAGGGCACUAGAGCCAGAAGUUGACACAUGCAGAGAACACAAGCAAAGAAAACAAGGCGAUGGGAUUCCCACAGUCUGGAAGCAGUAUUUUAGCCAUGGCGGUUCAGGACUAUCACGAGUGUGUCGCUGAGCAGGAAUUAGAAAUAUCAGAGUAUGCUGUGUGAAUAUAGUGCCGUCUUUGAAAAGCAAAAAGGUGGUGUGUGUGUGAUAUGAGUACUGGGUGCAAAUCUCAGCCCCAGCCCAAGUGGCUGUACGUAUUCUUUACUUUUCCAUAAUUGGACUUUAAUUUCUCUCCUGGGCCCACGUUGCACCGGUGCCAGGAAGACGAUCUCUGUCAGUUGAGAGAUGGCCCCUUUCCCAGUGUGUCCCACAUCGGGAUGCUGGGAAGCUCAUCCUCAGCCUUUCCUGCUGCCACCUGGGGACACAGCCUUGUUUCUGUUCAUGCUGCUCUGUUGACUGAUCGUCGUUCUCUGUGUGUGACCUCAGGGGCGUCUCUGGGCUCUCUCCACCACGCAGGGAGGCACUUGGAUGUGCCCUGCCUGCUGGGAUGCCCAGGGACAGUGAGGGCUGUUCCAGGGUCAGCUUCCAGACACCAUAGGAAGGGGUUGCUUCUGCUCCUACAGUGGGAAGCCCUCUAUCUCCUUCACUCAUAAGCAUGUCUGGUGCAGGUUCUGGGGUUGGGCACUUAGCUGGACCCUACUCAGGGAAGGUGCCCGUCUGUCCUUUGAUCUCAGGAUUCUACUAUCUCACACUCUGCCUGGCCCUGGCUUCAGAAGUGGGAUGCACUCAGGGACCCCAAAGACGUCUAAGCUCUCUGUCUCCCCACUCCUCAUUCAGAUACCCUCUAACCUUACCUCUGGGGACAGGAAGAACUGGCUCAAACUGAACUGGUAUUUUCCAUCUUUACAUAUAGACUGAGACCUCACAUCUUGGAACUCUAAUGCUCAGAGUUUGACUCCUGUUCUCUAGGCUUUGGGAUGUCAUCCAUGAAGUAGAAGCAUGAAGCAGAGAAUGCAUGGGGUACAGGGGUCUACAAGGAAAACACCUCAGUCACCACUGCAGAAGCUGUGCACAAAAAAACAUUGGAAGAACAUCUGCUUACAUUUUGGUCAUGAUUGUUUUAGGUGAUGGGGAACUCACUGCACAGAAGCAAAAGAUGUCUGUAAAAAGUUUCAGAAACUUUUUUUUUUUUAAAGAUGACCGGUAAGGGGAUCUUAACCCUUGGCUUGGUGUUGUCAGCACCACCCUCAGCCAGUGAGCGAAACGGCCAUCCCUAUAUGGGAUCCAAACCCGUGGCCUUGGUGUUAUCAGCACCACACUCUCCUGAGUGAGCCACGGGCCGGCCCCGAAACUGGUUGUUUUUUGCUUUUUGCUUUUCUUUAAGUUUUCAACAUUGAGUAUGAAUUACUUUUAUAAUUGGGGGAAAAAACUCAAACCAAUGAAUUAUGAAAAAGACCCACUCUCUUUCUUAAAUGUGUCUGUUCUGGAUCUCAUUCCAGCAUGUGCAUUUGGGUAUGCUCAUUAAAUCUUUUGUUUAACCUUCAUAAAGACCCA